AUGCACGACGCCGUCCUCCGCGAUCCAUCCCACUUCCGCCACGAUCUCGUCCUGACAGCGGCGACAUUGCAGGAACUGCACGAUCUUUCGGAGCCACAAUUCUGGACCAAGGAGCCCGUUAUCGAGUCUGCGCUCAAGGCCCUUAUGAGCAAUGUGGCCCAUCAAGACCCCUCCCUGAUGCAUCUGAUCGAUCGAGUCUGGCGGCUUUUGUCGAUCAAGAGGCGGCUGAAACUCGAAGCCGCCGUGAGAGCCGAGCUCGUUGAGCUUCUGCCUCGAUAUACCCUUGUCGAGAAUAUGCGGGUGCUCGAGAUGUGCAAUCGUCUCAAGAUCCUGUCCCGAGACUUUUGUCAAGUGCUGGCUCGGUCUAUUGAGGGCAACAUCGGCAGCAACGCAGCCGUCUCGGACGGCGACCUGCUUGCCAUCAUCUGCUUCUGUGUCAGGUCCGGCAUCCUCGACACUGGCUUCUUCGACAUGGCUACUUCUCGCUUCGUAGGCCACCUCUCGGGGCUCUCCAACCAGGCCCUUGCGGACUUGAUCUGGGCAUUUGUCUGCGCAGAAAGGGCAGCACCCAUGUCGGUGGAAAUGGCCGAAGAGCUGCUUUCGCGCCGGCUCUCGUCAUUCGCCCCGUCCGAGUUCGCUCGCCUGGCAGUGUCGCUGGCAAAGUUCGACCCUGGUGCUCCUCAGCUGCGGGCCAUGGCCGUGCAAGUCAUCGAAACCGACCAGCAUCAAUACAGCGAUCAAGACCUCGCCGAUGUGAUCUGGUCCAUGUCAACUCUGCAGAUCCAGUCCCCCGCGCUGUGGACAAUCCUGCUGGCCAAGCUGCGAUCUCGGCUCGGCAACAUAGAGGCCGAUGCACUCUCCAAGGUGGCAUGGUCCCUCGCCCACAUGCGAAUGAACCCGAAUGGGAUUUUCAGCCAGAUCGCGACCGCUAGCAUGGUCCGGCUUCCCGAGUUCAGCGGCGACCAGCUCUCGGUGCUGCUGUAUUCCUUCGCCACGAUGCGCAUCCGUGCCGACACACUCUUCGACUCGGCACUCCCGUGGGCCAUCCGCAAGUUGCCUUCGCUCGAUGACUGCGGACUGUCGAACCUGCUGUGGGCUUACUCUUCACAUGGAAUCAAGGCACCCGAGCUCUUUGAGCAGGCGCUUCCCUAUAUCCACGAUCGGCUGCCGCAUUUUGAUGCAAAGACUCUCAAGAGUAUCAUCGUCAACUAUGGCUACCAACGGCCGGCCUAUCCCGACCUGUUUGAUGCCGCAAGCAAGCACAUCCUGAGUCACGUCUCCGAGUACCCGGUCGGCGACCUCACCAUGAUCGCACUUGCGUAUGCGUCUCACUCGAUUGCGUCGCCACAGCUGUUCAAAGAAAUCUCGCGGAUGGCCCUUCCAAAGUUGGCACGGCUGAGCGAGAAGGAGCUGGCCUUGAAUCUGAUCUGGUCCUUUGCCAAGCUGGAUAUCCGCGACCGCCCGCUCUUUGAUCAGGCUGCCCGAGUCAUCGCCUCUCGGAUCAAUUCGUAUUCCACACGAUCGCUCGCCGUGGUCGCAUGGUCGUUUGCGACCGUGGGAAUCCCAGCACCAACCCUCUUUGCCAAGCUCGCAUCCGCAUCGAUACCUGUCGUGCACCGAUUCAGAAAUGAAGAACUCAUCCUGAUGCUGCUGUGGUCCUUCGCCAAGCUCAAGAUCCGGUCUGAGCCGCUGUUUUUGGCUGGAUCCGAUCACCUGGUCAAAAACAUGGCAUCGAUGCCGCCUGCACUCCUCCCACUCAUCGUCUGGUGCUAUGCCACCCUCAAAGUCGAUUCUCCCAUUCUGUUCUUCAAGGUCGCCGAUGCUGUUCUUCCAUACCUCGACGACCUAUCUCCGGGCCAGCUGAGUUCAUCGCUACUAUGGGCCUUUGCCAAGCUGCGAAUCCCCAGCCCCAGGCUGUUCGCAGAGGCUGCCGACGCAAUCCUGACCAAUAUUGAGAACUAUCCGCUCCGCAACCUUGCCAAUGUCUCCUGGUGCUAUGCCACGAUGGAAACAUACAAUCCUGCGCUGUUCGGGCGUUUGUCCGAGCUGAUACUGCCUCGGAUCGACAGCGUCUGCCCGCAGACCCUGUCCAUCUUUGUCUGGUCGCAUGCAAAACUCAAGCAACACAACCCGCCCUUAUUCGAGGCGGCCUCGCGGAUCGUAUGCCGCAAUGCCGAUGAAAUGUCCAUCCAGCAACUCGCCCUCCUUGCUUGGUCCUAUUCGCAGAUGAGUAUCGACGAUCCUGAGCUCUUCCGAGCCAUCCAGGCAUCGUACACCAAGCGGCUGUACACUCUCCUCCCUUACCAGAUCUCCGAGGUUAUCUUUGCCCUGGGGCGGCAACAUCAAGCGUUCCCAUACUCGAGUCUCUACCUUGACAGGGAGUUUUGCCGCCAAACUGCCGCCGUGGCUCGGCUCAAGUGGUCGAGGUUCCAGUUUACGGACUGUGUGCAUUUGCUACGUGGAUAUCAGUGGCUUGGAUUCGAGGCCGAGGAUGUCACUUGGCUGCGCGCGAACACCAGUCCACAGGUGGUGGAGAGACUCUCGCGAAGCAGCAGCAGCAGCAGCGGAGGCGGAGCGGAUCGGCGGUAG
Messenger RNA from Polychytrium aggregatum, 2589 nucleotides. RefSeq lists its product as uncharacterized. The transcript has a single exon. The record is from RefSeq and is a predicted model, not a curated record. Gene Ontology annotation, molecular function: RNA binding. Bases 1 to 2589 code for a protein of 862 amino acids. Gene Ontology annotation, cellular component: ribonucleoprotein granule; mitochondrial matrix. Gene Ontology annotation, biological process: mitochondrial RNA processing; regulation of mitochondrial mRNA stability. Lineage: Eukaryota; Fungi; Chytridiomycota; Chytridiomycetes; Polychytriales.